Molecule: messenger RNA, 888 nt
Organism: Etheostoma spectabile (orangethroat darter)
Lineage: Eukaryota; Metazoa; Chordata; Actinopteri; Perciformes; Percidae
Product: gamma-crystallin S-1
Exons: 3
Coding region: 163-687 (174 amino acids)
Biological process (GO): lens development in camera-type eye; visual perception
Molecular function (GO): structural constituent of eye lens
Source: RefSeq, a predicted model, not a curated record
CACAGUGUCUGUAACAGUGGACAUGACAAACAGGAGCAGGAAGACUCGUGUAGGGUCUCUGCUGACACCAGGCCUCAUCUGAAUAACAACACACCUGUAUAUAAAGAUGGAUUUCAGCUUUGGUGAUCAAAAACACAGGAAGCUCUUUGACCAGCAGCCAUCAUGGGAAAGAUCAUCUUCUACGAGGACAGGAACUUUGGAGGCCAGCACUAUGAGUGCACGAGUGACUGCGCUGACCUUCACUCCAUGUUCGACCGCUGCCGCUCCAUCCGGGUGGAGAGCGGCAUGUUCAUGGUCUACGACCGGCCCGGCUACAUGGGAACCCAGUACUUCAUGAAGAGGGGAGAGUACAACGACUACCUGGGAAUGACCGGCAUGACUGAGUGUGUCCGGUCCUGCCGCUUGAUCCCCACGCAGAGCGGCAGCUCCAAGAUGAGGCUCUACGAGCACUUCGACAUGGGAGGUGAAAUGAUGGAGCUGACAGACAACUGCCCCAACCUCAUGGAUCGUUUCCACAUGUCCAACUUCAACUCCUGCAACGUGAUGGAGGGCCACUGGCUCAUGUACGAGCAGGCCAACUACAGGGGGCGCCACUACUACGUCCGGCCCGGCCAGUACAAGAGCUUCAACGAAUGGAGUGGCAACAGCUCCAGGAUCGGAUCCAUCAGGCGACUCAUGGAUCUCUGAAGACAGAAGAACGUCUGCUCUUUGCCUUGUUUCCCAUGCUGAAUAAAAUAGCGUCAGUGCUUGAUUGUUUUAAGUUUUGUUCUUGCUCUCUGCGUCUGGAGGGCAUGUUUUCACAUGAGGAUGUGAAGUGGUCGUGGCCCGACAUCCUGACUCUCAUCAGAGGCUUGAAUAAAAUCCUGCAAGCGAUGACACUUAACCACA